AUGAGUUCGGAAGACGGCGACGACAGUACAUUAUUUGGUAAAUGGGUGUCGUUGACAUAUGUCGGCGAUCAGUUUAACAUUGACUGCGAUCGUGUAAGUUGUGAGUACUUGUCGGUCGACUAUAUGGCCACUGUCCACGGGGACGCUAUCGUUAUCGUGCCUUCUUUGUUUCGUUGCGUGUCGCAGAUGGUCGCGCACACCAUCUUAUCCUCCCGUGACCGAAGCAGUUGUGGAGGACACGUCGAAAUCGUCAUACGCCGGUCGUCGAUUCGUUGCAAUUGUCCGUACCUGUUCGCGUACGUCGAUGGCCUGCAUUACGAAGUGAUGGGCGUCAGCAAAGCGUUCACGUUUCAUCAUCGGGACGAAAUAUGUGACUGUAGUAAUGCUAAUAGUAUCACAGUAGUCCACAACAACGAUUUCAUUAAUGAACCAUCAACGGUGGCCUCAUUAAAUCAUUUGGAUACCACCACUGUCAGGACGAGCACGAUAAUUCCAUCCUUUAUGGAUAUGCAAUUUAUCACCGCCAAAUCCCAAUGUUCAGUUUGCGGAAUUCCAUCAAAUCAUCGAUUAGUGUUGGAACACUUGAAAAAAAACAUCAAUCACUUGUCCGAAAAUGAAUUGAUUACCAAUAGAGAAUACAUAAAGUAUUUUUUGAAAAUACCUAUAUUAUAUUUUAAAUGGGAAAGGGGUCUGGAUAGGACUUGGUUUCAACACUAAUAUUAUAUUACCUAUUACCCAACUUAACGGAUAAUCUAUUUCGGGAUAAUCCAAGUAGGUAGGUUAGAUUAUAGUACCCGAUAGUACUUACAUGUACCUUGACAUGUAUGUCAUUAUUAUUUGAUAAUGAUUAAGGGGUAUUGGGUAUGGUUUUACAAAUUGUCUCCAAUUUGGUAAAAUUUGAAAUUGUGAUUUUCAUUUUAAUGAUCACUUCGAUUAUAAUACUUUUCCAUUAAUCUACUGUCCAAUGCCUGAUGUUCAUUUAGUAGGAACAAAUGAACAAAUUAAAUUCGUUUUAGUCAACAAAUAUUACGUUUUAGAUCGAAAAUCCAGAUAAAACUGGGAAUUGCAGUGUCUGACGGAUAUAAACUUUUAAAACUUUUUAUGUUUCUUUAGGUUCUGUACAAGGAUACCUAUACGUCAGAAUACAAUUUAAUUUUAAAUUACCAUAAGUAAAAUAAUACAAUAUGUAUUUUCAUAUUCCCUAAUGAAGAACUAAAAAUAUCAUAAUAUUUUUUCAUAAUUGAAAUCCGUUAAAGACAAUUUUUAGUUUUAUCUAGAUUUAAUAAUCUAAAUUGAUUAAUGUACACACCAUUAUUUAUCUCAUAAGGAGCCCGGUGCUGGUUUUUCAAAUUUUUUCUAAUUUUUAAAAAUAUUUUUAACAUUUCAAUUAUCAUCUUAAAGAUAAGAUUUUCCAACGUAUACUACUACCCGAUAUUUAUUUAGAGGGAAGAGGUAGGGCCGAUUUUACUGACAAAAAUGACUUCAUGGAAAUAGUGAAAAUUUAUUGUCUAUUUAAUAUCUUCAUAAAAAAUGUUUAAUUGAUAAACAAUAAUAUUCUACAGGCCGCAUUGAACUCAGAUUUCAAUUAAUGUAAAAAAAUGGUAAAAUAAAAUUUAAAAUUCACUUUUUUAAAACCUUAAGAAUGAAAUAUUGAAAAAGGAGUUCAUAUCUUCCUUCUAUUAUACAUAUAAAACAAAUUAAAUAGGGUUGAUUCUACUGUAACAGUACCACUAUUUUCGUAGAUUUCUGUGAUUUUGUGGGUAAAACGACAUUUGCACCGGGUGCCUUAGUGGUAAACUAGAUACUAAAAUAGAGUAAAGGGCAGAAGACCAAAGUGCAAGUCAUACAUAUAUACAACCUUCUAUAGAUAAAUAUAAAUAUCUUAAAGGUAACGUCCCGUUAAAAUAUUUUUUUAAUGUGUAUUUAUAAAAAUUCGACGCCUUUUUGGAUUUUUAGGCAAACUGAAUGUCUGGCAAACUGCAAUGUAUUAUUAGAAUACCAAAUGAUGAAAACCAAAAUGUUGAAUCGAGAAAAAAUAAAAUAUCAAAGAUUCAUCAAUGAUUUGAUAUUGAAUCUAUUGAAAAAUCGCAAGACCACUUUAAAAGCAGACAAAAAUACGAUUUUCAUAAAGAUGGACGAAACUCAUGAAAGUGGAUACUCCGCUAAAGAAAAGUUUAUGGAUUCCAUUAUUAAUUCACAAAAACAAGUUAUUACGAAUUUAACCGCUAAGCAUAAGGAAGUAUUAAUUAUGAUGAAAACAAAGGAAUUGUUUUCAAAAGUUUUGUAA
Cinara cedri is the source of this 2287-nucleotide messenger RNA. Lineage: Eukaryota; Metazoa; Arthropoda; Insecta; Hemiptera; Aphididae. The record is from the annotation of a GenBank genome assembly.